This is a messenger RNA of Rosa rugosa (rugosa rose), 2019 nucleotides long. RefSeq names its product probable isoprenylcysteine alpha-carbonyl methylesterase ICMEL2. The record is from RefSeq and is a predicted model, not a curated record. Lineage: Eukaryota; Viridiplantae; Streptophyta; Magnoliopsida; Rosales; Rosaceae. The transcript is spliced from 11 exons. The coding region runs from base 154 to 1707 and encodes 517 amino acids.
GUAAACUAAAUUAUUGACACACCACGUGUCAAACCACAACUGGCCCUGCACAACCCCCCACUUCCUCUCUCUCUGGUAAGACACUGGUUUUGACAAAACACCAAUGCCUUCUUCUUCUUCUUCCUCUUCCUCUUCCUCCUCCUCCUGCUCUUGAUGUUUCGAACCCCAAUUUCCAGAUUCGCCACACUUUUCAGAAACCCAAAUCCCCAUAAACUCUUACCCACAGAACCAAUUCCCAUAUUCACCAAAAAAGCUCGAAUCUUUGGCCCCAAACAAAAGCUCAAAAUGCCAUCCCAGCAAAUCCUACCCAUAACAUACCACCCCCCAUCUUCAAAUCCCGCCACCACUGAAAAGCUACUAGUCAAAUCUGAGGAGGACCCAUCAACAAGGCUCCUCCUUUAUUCACAUUUCGAAGAUGAAGAAAAGGCCGCGCCUUUGAAGCCCCUUCUUCCCAAGUCGGCGAGCUACACAUUCAACACCUCCACCACCGCCGCCGCCGCAGCAGCAGGUUCUGCCAAUAACAACCAGAAGCGGCGGCGCCGGACGGCCAGCGAUAACUCGCUUUAUUCGUCGUCAUCCAAUUCCUCAUCGGAGGAGGGCGCUGCCGACCGGCAAUCUAUCGCCGGCGAUGUGGAGCACGCCGCCGCCGAGACGUACUUGAUCACCCGGCUGAGCUUGAAGCUUUUGAGCUAUCUUGGGGUAGGCUACAGAUGGAUUACAAGAUUUUUGGCCCUCGGUUGUUAUUCGUUUUUACUUAUGCCAGGGUUUAUUCAAGUUGGCUAUUACUAUUUCUUCUCCAAGCAGGUCCGCAGAGGUAUAGUUUAUGGCGAUCAACCAAGAAAUAGGCUAGAUCUGUAUCUACCCAAAAAUUCUGAUGGGCCAAAACCAGUCAUUGCAUUUGUAACUGGUGGAGCCUGGAUUAUUGGUUACAAAGCAUGGGGUUCUCUUUUAGGAAUACAGUUAUCAGAACGAGACAUCAUAGUGGCAUGCAUAGAUUACAGAAAUUUCCCUCAGGGUACUAUCAGUGAUAUGGUACAGGAUGCUUCUCAAGGCAUCUCAUUUGUAUGUAAUCAUAUUGCUGAAUAUGGAGGCGAUCCUGAUAGGGUUUAUGUGAUGGGACAAUCAGCUGGUGCACAUAUUGGUGCAUGCUCAAUUGUUGACCAGGCAAUCAAGGAGCUUGGUGAAGGAGAGAGCACUUCUUGGAGUGUUUCCCAGAUAAAGGCUUACUUUGGUCUUUCUGGAGGGUACAAUUUGUUUAAUUUAGUAGAUCACUUCCACAGUCGAGGCCUAUACCGUUCAAUAUUUUUAGGCAUAAUGGAAGGGGAGCAUUCAUUGCAACGUUUCUCUCCUGAAGUCAUGAUUCAGGACUCCAAUGUUAGGAGUGCUGCUUCUCUUUUACCUCCUAUUAUUUUAUUUCAUGGUACUGCAGAUUAUUCCAUACCAUCAGAUGCCAGUAAGAAUUUUGCAGAAACUCUUCGGAGUCUUGGAGUGAAAGCUGAAUCGAUUCUGUAUGAAGGGAAAACUCACACAGAUUUGUUUCUUCAGGAUCCAAUGCGAGGCGGAAAAGAUCAGAUGUUUGAAGACUUAGUAGCUAUCAUUCAUGAAGGUGAUUCAGAGGCCCUUGCCAAAGAUGCAGUGGCUCCACCAAGAAAGCGCCUUGUACCUGAGUUCAUGUUGAAGUUGGCUCACAAAGUCAGCCCAUUCUAGCUAUUUUUGUUGAUCAUUCAUCACCCCCAAAAAUAGAGUUUCUUUGUGAUGUAAUCUAUUCUUGUACAUAUCAUUAAUGAAAACCCAACUGUUUACCCCUUAUUUGUGGGUAACCUUCAGAACUCCCCUAUUCUCGUCACAUAGAUCAAAGUUCUUCGUUUCCUUUGUAAAAUGUUGAGACAUUCUGAACAUCUGUAGAAGUAUACCACAGGGAAUGUUGUACUGAUUAUAUUCCUUUUUAAAUUCUCCCAAUCUUUGUAAUCUUAGGCCUAGUUUGGUUCAUGGAAUAGAAAUCAAUUCCCUUGUCUUUCC